AUGGACCGAGAAGAGAUCGAACGCAUCUUGCACCGGAAGCGCAAGCCACAGGAGAAGGCAUGCUAUCCUUGCCACCGGCGUAAGGUCCGCUGUAAUCAUUGCCAACCAUGUAGCACAUGUGAGAGGCGGGGCCACCCCGAAAUCUGUUCCUACUCCUUCGGCCGACCUGCAGCGACCAAGCGUCGUGAUAAACAACCUAGGCUUGAUGUUGAUAAUCCUCUGCAAGCUAUACCAGUGACUGGCUCUGCUAUCUCUCGACAAAAUAGCCCUCAAGAGGCCGUAGGCUCGGGCACAGAUGAGAGACAUUUGUCUUCUUCAAACCUGCUUCAUCCAUCCGAUGAUGCUAUUGAUGGCCAAUCCAACGCAGGGAACCCAUUCAACUUUGCAGAUGAUAUCCGUCCUAGCAACGAAGUAAUUACGCCGGCAGAUCAUACAUACGAAGGGGACAACUCUAUCGUUGCUGUGCUACGACAGCACGCUAUCGACCUGCCGUCAUCCUCAAGGAUUCGCGAUGCCCGCAUGUUUUUUGGCCUACAAAACUCCUUUAGCAGCGAUCCUCUGUUUACUGUGCCAACUUUGCAGCAGCGAUGGGAAAGCUUACUGAGCUUCUUACCACAGAACCAGGAGUUUCAUAGGUUCUUUCCUUCUUACCGGUAUACUGCAUAUCCGUUUAUGCCGUUUCUCGUCGAUAUCGGCCGGUUUGAGCUCCGUGUGUGUAAAUACCUCGAAAGUUGGGCGGCUGGAGAGUUACAGGACAAAUUACAUCCUUCGUAUCCAUGGAUCAGUGAUGAGGGUGUUACGUUCGUUGCUCUCCUUUUGGCCACCCUUUCCUGUGGCUCCCAUUUCUCAACCCUACACGUCACCCAACGAUGCGAGAUAUCUCGAGAUUUUGUGAGGCGAGCAUUUAAAGCUCUACAAUUGGCCAACUAUAUGUUGCGGCCGUCUCUCGACGCAGUACAGACGUUAUUAAUAUUGGGAAAUACGCUUCAGAAUAUUGGCCAAUCUGACGGUGCCUGGGUUCUUUUAGGGACAACUGUGAGACUGGCGCAGGCGCUUGGGUUACACACUGAGAAUGGCGUUCACGACUGUUUCCUGAGUGUCUGCCAUGGUCGGCCGGCUAGUGUGUCAAACGUUCAAGUGCAAACCUUAUGGCGUAGCAACACUUUCAGCUCUACCCUCUCCUACAUCGAAGUAAUGCGCUCUGUAGCAUUUAUCUGCUUCGAAGUCACCGAAAGCACACCGGAUAUGGAGCGUUCUGUACGUCUCGUGCAAAAAAUAGAUGAUUGCAGUUCACGCUCUCAACCAUAUCUAAAAAACCGUGAUUCGUGUGGCAACUUACAAGAGCUUCUUGAACACCUUGCAUUACAGAUUAACACCUCGUUUGCUAUCUGUUUCCUAUGCCGACCCGCUAUUAAAAAGCCUACCUCGACAUUCGAUAGCGAGGCCCACCAGUUUCUCAUUGUUCGCGCGAAAAAGGGCCUUCAGAAUAUCUUGAAGGCAUUCCUGGACUUUCAGGCGUUGAGUAUCGUCCCUCUACGGAACUGGUCUAUGAUUCACUCUGCUCUUACGUCUACGUUGCUGCUCAGCAUUUGGGAGGAGACACGUGGUGAUUCCCGAGCUCGGGACCUUCGGGAGGGUGUACUGAACGUUCUCUUGGAAACCAGCCAACGCGAUACCGAUUUAAACGCGAAUAUCGAGCAACACUGCCACAGGACUCAUUGGCUAUCCACUAGACACGUCCGGACGCUUAAGAAUUUGCUGGAGACCAUUUGCAAUAUCCCACUGAGAAGUUCCACACGGCUUCGGAAAAUCCCUGGCAAAGUUACUGAUACUGCGAAUAGCGCUCUGGAUGAAGAUUACCAAUUCCCUUGGAUAUCUACUGAUCUAUCACCUAUUGCAUACGUCGACGAAAUUAUGAAUGGUGAGCACCGAGAAUGA
This is a messenger RNA of Trichoderma virens Gv29-8, 1938 nucleotides long. RefSeq lists its product as uncharacterized. Gene Ontology annotation, biological process: regulation of DNA-templated transcription; DNA-templated transcription. The coding region runs from base 1 to 1938 and encodes 645 amino acids. Gene Ontology annotation, molecular function: zinc ion binding; DNA binding; DNA-binding transcription factor activity, RNA polymerase II-specific. The transcript is spliced from 6 exons. Lineage: Eukaryota; Fungi; Ascomycota; Sordariomycetes; Hypocreales; Hypocreaceae. The record is from RefSeq and is a predicted model, not a curated record.